Molecule: messenger RNA, 2771 nt
Organism: Danio rerio (zebrafish)
Lineage: Eukaryota; Metazoa; Chordata; Actinopteri; Cypriniformes; Danionidae
Source: RefSeq, a predicted model, not a curated record
UCGUGUCUAAUGGGUUAAUCAGUUACGUCUCUCAGUUGCGAGUCCCUCACAGGCGCUAAAUCUGAAGAGCACUUCAAAGAAGGAUUCACAUCACCACACAUAGACGCUCACAAAUCAAACCACAGACGGACAAACUCAGAUAUUGAGCAUUUAGUAAUAGAUCGACACUACUUGGGGGCUGUGUAAAACUUUAAUCAAAACAAACUGACAUAAACAGGAAGACUCACGGCGGACGGCGCGAGCGAGGAGUCGCAUCAAUCACGCAAGAUGCAGCGCGGCUUCACUUCUUCGCACUGACCGGACUCGGGGCGUUUCGUAUAUCAUCGAACGCGUUCCGUCGAACUAUCGAACAGUCACUCGGACUCUACUUUCCAAUAUAAUGCUAUUCUAAAAGCUGCAUGUCCUGUCCCGAACACAUUUAUUAACAUCACAGGCGCAUGUGGGACCUUUUCCAGCUGUGCCGUCAUUAACCCCGCUGCUUACCGUCACUUUUCAACAUGAUCAACACCUUUGGCCAAGGGUAGUUGAGAGCAAUGGCACCUUGUUAUAAAACCUGUUAUCUGGAUAUUUGCGUCUCCCACCUCAACUAAGACUCAAAGACAAAUUUGUGUGAUCAAGAUGCAGAUUAUUUCAGCCGUGUUGCUCAUGUUUUGUUUGCACAAGUGUUGCUGGAAGGUCACAUGCAGACGAGUUCAUAUUCCAGAGGUGGGUCUUGUGGACUGGGGCGAGGCAGAAAACGAGGAGCAACCCUCCCCUAAAAGCGCCAGUCCUCGCAUUCUUAACCCCCUGCGCCUAUUCGCCCGCGGAUCCCCUGGGUUCAAGAGCAACAGGAGGGAGAUUGCGUAUUUAGAAAACAUCGAGGACUCCUGGGACUGGUUAUCUAACCAGACAGAUGUCCGAGAGACCCAGAGCAGGACUAAACGCAGACCCAUCGUGAAAACGGGCAAGUUUAAAAAAAUGUUCGGCUGGGGAGAUUUCAACUCCAACAUCAAGACUGUCAAACUGAAUCUCCUCAUAACAGGCAAGAUUGUGGACCACGGUAAUGGCACGUUCAGCGUUUACUUCCGCCACAACUCCACAGGUUUAGGCAACGUCUCGGUCAGUCUGGUACCACCUUCCAAGGUGGUGGAGUUUGAGAUCGCCCAGCAGUCCACCCUAGAGACAAAAGACACGAAAUCGUUCAACUGCCGCAUCGAGUACCAGAAGACGGAUCGCAGCAAAAAGACUUCACACUGCAGCUAUGACCCAUCCAACGUGUGCUACCAAGAGUCCACCCAAAGCCACGUGUCCUGGCUGUGCUCCAAGCCCUUCAAAGUCAUAUGCAUCUACAUCGCCUUCUACAGCACUGACUAUAAACUGGUGCAGAAAAUCUGUCCAGAUUAUAACUAUCACAGCGACACGCCAUACGCAUCCACAGGUUAAAACAGUGAGAACGACUUAUCUCAUCCUCACCAUGUGUUUCAUCUGAUUUAGAAGCAAUUAAAAUAAAUCCAGAUGUUUCGCAUUAGGCUACACCACUGGCAUGUGCUUCAACCUCUGCCUUUGCCUUUUGCGAUACAGCAGUCGUGACGUUCGUUUGAUGGCAAAACUGAUUUGGGUUUGUUUUUUUUUCUCUCUCUCGUGGCUUUAAACAUCCCACAUCCAAGAAGUUAGAUUGGGAAUUUUUCCAUCUUUUUCGCUAAUUGUCAAGCUAAUAAAUUCCGAGACCUACAAAGGAUAGAAUAUAAACGUGAAACACCUUUUUAUUGUAAGGUUUAUGUGUGUGUUAGUGUGUGUUAGUGUGUAUGUGUGCGUUUGAGCAGUUGUCAAGAUAAGUGCGAAUGGGUUAAAUCACGGGGCAAAGACAUCACACACAAAUGCCUCAUCUCGCAUUUCACAAAAGCCCUAUGUGUGAAUUGAGAUCUGUGUAUAAUUUCAAAGAGUAAUUUGUGAUGUCUCACGAGAGCACAAUUCAUUGGACAGGUGGAUUUAGUGAAUCUGGCAGCCGGUUAACAACCCUUUGUCAUGGUCUCGCCACAGAGAUCCACAUUUCCAGGCUCUAAUUAACAUUAAUUAUAGUGGGAAAUUUCACUUACAAACCAUGACAGAGGGGACUGAAGCCAAAAACUGAAAUUUAGCAUGUCAGUCAUGUAGCAAAACCUCUAUUCAUGCCAGUGACUUUGGAGUGGAAUUAAACUUUUUUUGUGUGCUCGCAAAGUGAAGAUGUUUCAGGAGUAAAUAUACGUUUAUGCAAACGCACAUUGUGUGAGUCGACCUUGUUGUACUGCAAAAACUGUAGCUAGAGAUCACCUAAAGGAUUCACUAUUGUUUGCACAUUUUAUAGUGUGUCAGUGUGUCGCAAUGAACCAGUUGAAGUACCAUAGUCUGAUAAUCAGAACUGGAAUUCUCAGGUUCCAUAUGUGUGUGUGUGUAUGUUUGUGUGAUUGCCAAACAGAUUUUGGCCACUGAUUUAAUUCUUAUCAUAUCAGGAGCAAGCGAUUUGGAUCACAGUUCUAAUCGAAGUGGAUAAUUAAUUGUACCGGUACUCUAAUUGUCUCGACACACAAGCAUUAUCAUCAAGUACAUGUUGACACAAAGAUAGCUGUUUAUCAUUGUAUUUAGUUUAUGAUCCUGUGUACAAUUUUGUGGAUAGUGUAUAAAUGUGACUAUAAAAUUGUGUGUAUUUUGCCUUUCAAGGAUUACUUAGUUACUUGAACCUCUCAAUACAGCGUACAUGUUUCUACAUUUUUGGUGUUUGCCAGAAAAAUUAAGUAGAUGUAGAAUUAAUCACA